This is a messenger RNA of Triticum turgidum subsp. durum (durum wheat), 2256 nucleotides long. The record is from the annotation of a GenBank genome assembly. NCBI's taxonomy places the organism in Eukaryota, Viridiplantae, Streptophyta, Magnoliopsida, Poales, Poaceae.
AUGGUGCCCUCUCGCGUUGUGCCAGUGGUGGUGGUAGCCUUGUGGUUGCAAGCUGUCGGGUGGGGGGAAGCGGCUGUCCCGCUCAACAUGGCCUUGCCGGGCUGCCCGAGCUCCUGCGGCGACAUGGCCGUCCCCUACCCGUUCGGCAUCGGCCCGGGCUGCUACCUCGACGGUUUCAACCUCACAUGCAACGACGACGGCUCCCACCGACCGCCGAAGCUGUUUCUGGGCGACGGCACCGUCGAGGUCCUCGAGAUAUCCCUCGAGAACACCACGGUGCGCGUCAGCAGCGUGGUCGACACGAACGGCACGGUCGUCCCUGGCGUCGGCACAGGGAACGGCACAUGGGGCAGCGGCCUCGCCGGCGCCGGCCCCUUCUAUCUCACGGGGCAACGCAACCAGCUCGUCGUCAGGGGCUGCAACAUGCAGGCCGUCCUCCUGGACGCGCGUAACAGCAGCUACGUCGUCGCCGCCUGCACGUCCAUCUGCGCCUACGUGAACAGCAACCCGGGGCUGCCGGCCUUGGCGUCCCAACCUAUGGACCACUGCUCCGGCGUUAGCUGCUGCCAGACGUCCAUCUACGUAGGCCUCACGUCCUACACUGUACAGCUGUCCCCCGUGGGCGACAUGAUGCCAUCCUUCUUCUUUCCGGCCAUGGGACUUGUGUUCAUAGCGGACGCGGAGUGGUUCGAUGGGAACGCCACCAACCUCGGGCCGCUGCCGAACGAGGAAAAACCAGUGGUUCCGGCGACUCUAGACUGGACCAUCGGUGAAUCGGACUGUACCGGCCGGGAUGGCGCGCCCGGCUCCGGCACUGCCUGCUCCAGCAGCAAUAGCCUCUGCCGCGACGCCACAGGCCUGUCUCGCAGCGGUCAUUCUUGUCACUGCUCGCCCGGCUACGAGGGAAACCCAUACAUCCCAGAUGGAUGCCAAGAUAUCGACGAAUGUGCGCGUCCGGAAGCAUAUUCCUGCUAUGGUGGAUGCAGAAAUAAACCAGGGUUAUUUUCGUGCUUUUGUCCUGAGGGGACGCAAGGUGAUCCCCGGAUCAGAAACGGGUGUAUUCAAAAACUCUCUAUAGGUUUAUUUGUGGGCCUAGCAGUUGGCGGUGGCAUAAGCCUUAUUUGUCUAGUGCCUGGUAUCAUAUAUUUCAUGCACAAGUUAAAGGCUCGACAGGCUAAGAGGCUCAGAGCAAAGUACUUCAAGCAAAACCGAGGUCUAUUGUUACAGCAAUUGGUGGACAAGGACAUUGCUGAAAGGAUGAUAUUUAGCUUAGAAGAACUUGAGAAGGCCACAAACAAGUUUGAUGAGGCCCGCAAACUUGGUGGUGGUGGCCAUGGUACUGUUUACAAAGGUAUACUAUCAAAUCAAGAUGUGGUUGCCAUCAAGAAAUCAAAAAUUACAAUCCAAAGAGAAAUUGAAGAUUUCAUAAACGAGGUUGCCAUCCUUUCACAAAUUAACCAUCGAAACGUUGUGAGGCUAUUUGGAUGCUGCCUGGAGACACAAGUCCCAUUGCUGGUUUAUGAAUUCAUCUCAAACGGAACUCUUUCUGAGUAUCUCCAUGUUGAAGAUGCCCUAUCCUUGUCUUGGCAGGAUCGAUUGAGGAUUGCUAUUGACACCGCAAGUGCUCUGGCCUAUUUGCACUCAUCUGCUUUGACAUCCAUAAUACACAGAGAUGUUAAAUCUGCCAACAUUCUACUUGACCAUCGUUUAAUUGCUAAAGUAUCAGAUUUUGGAGCCUCUCGAGGUAUCCCUAUCGAUCAAACAGGAGUGACAACUGCCAUCCAAGGUACAUUUGGGUACCUAGACCCCGAGUACUACCAAACAAGUAGGUUGACUGAUAAAAGUGAUGUUUACAGCUUCGGAGUCAUACUUGUGGAGUUGCUCACAAGAAAAAAACCAUCCGCUUUCAUGCACUCAGAAGGCACAAGCCUUAUUGCACAUUUCAACUUGGUAAUAAGCCAGGAUAAGUUAUGUGAGAUAUUAGAUCCUCAAAUGAUCUCGGAGUGUCUGGAGGGUGCAAAAGAGGUUGCAACACUCGCAUCAAGAUGCCUAAACUUGAAGGGUGAUGAGAGGCCAACCAUGAGACAAGUGGAGAUGGCACUGGAAAGAUUGUUAGUAGAAAAUAAAAAUACCGAAAAAGGGCGUUCUGCUGAGCUAAACUGCACACUAGCUCAAAUAAGCAACAACAAUGACGAAAAUAGUAGGCAGUAUAGCGCCGAGCAGUCACUCCUACUAUCAGCAAGCUUUCCACGUUGA